UUUAACAGAUUGUAAGGUCUAAGUUAUGGCGUCAAAAGAUGAACCAGAACAAAUGAAAGAAGAUAGUCAGAAUUUCGUUCUAAAGAACGUUGGCAAAUUUUGGAUCCUGAAAACAAAUAAAGACUUAAAACGCCUUGUAUUUCUUGACAAUGCUAAAGAUGUUAGAAUUGAUGAAAACAUUCUAAUAGCUGAUGAAAGAUUAUUUGAAAUACACAAAAAUGAAACAGGUGAAUAUCUAUUUCGCCGUCUUCAGGAUCUGACAUACGAGACAUAUUUUGUUACGAAAGAAAGCUCAGGUGGACAAUUAACGACGAAAAAACACAUUGUUGAUAUAGAAAAAAAUGAAUAUACGCAGAAUCAGCUAGUCCAAGAUCAGUCUGAUAAAGCAUAUAUAAAUCCUAUAAAUGAAAAUGUGUACGAGGAAAUCAAUGGGGAACAGGGUGCAACAAGAAAUGUAAAAUUAGAAAGAGAUACUAUAACUGGUCACUAUGAUCAAAUGCCGCAUCCAAUAACAUAUACACCCCUAUCUGCUCUUAGUGAAAGAUGUAUUGGUGAUUUAAAUCUUGGGUCUGAUGCCAACGGAGAUUAUUAUGAUAUGGUAAAAGAACACGAGGAGGACGAUUCCUGUGUGUUUGAAAAUAAGGAUCGUGUAACAAAUGUUGCUGACAUGACACCGGCAUCAUUAGAAGGAAACGAGUUUAAAGUAGAAAUUGAACGUUCAAAGUUGGCAAAGAUGUAUUCGCUGAAAGGAAAGAUGACAUUGUCAUUUCAAGAUAAGGAGGUCGUUCUGAAAGAUGUAAACACGCAAAGUGACAAAUAUAGGUUUCCGUAUACCUGGAUAAAACGUUUUGGGAUUUAUAAACCAUUCAUCUCCUUUGAAAUGGGAGCUGGAAAAAUUAUAUGCAAAACAAAAGAAGCAGAAAUAAUAAAUCGGAAGUGCCUUGAAGUCAUAAAAACUCUUGCAAGUAAGAAAUGACCCCAAGAAAAUAAUAGAAAUGCACGAUCCCUUUGAAAUCAUUCAUUUUUCUCUGAUAUAUUUUUCACGUGUAAAUUAACACGUAUACAAAUAAAUUUAUGAAACAACUAAAGAAUUUUUAAUAACAAAACAAAAAAGACUACGACAUACAACCUAUCCAAUUGAAUUACAGUUUAACCUCUUUACAGCAGCCAGCAGUCGGACAAUCCAAAAUUGACUAAUCUAGAGAGGUGGCUGUUGCUCGGAGGAUUUGUGUCACACAUAAUACUUUUAUUACUUUAAAUGCUAUUGAAUUGAAGGUUUAAAGAGACAUGACAUAUUCGGAAUACAGGACCCUUUCAAGAGAUUAUCAUCAGUAUAUAGGUACAUGUAUUCAUUACUUAAAAGUGUUGAUGCUGAGACACACAUCAUUGGAUGUAUACGUUGGUGGGGAAUAUGAAAAUGAGCAUGAGUCUUAUGAACAUAUUUUUGGUUCAUGCACAUGGAUUUUAGUCAAAAGUCAGGCUGGGAAUCUGGAUGGAAUCUUGAAUCAUAAGAACAUUGUAAAUUUAAAUGGAGGAAUGCUACACCAAAAUGAUGUCUCAUGUUAAUACCUUAUACACAUUUUUUUUUGUUAUUGUUUUUGUGUUUUUUUCCUUCUUGCUUUUGUUUUUUUGUCAGAUUUUUCAUUGACUUUCACACAUUUUGUCAGAUUUUUCAUUGACUUUCACACAUUUUGUCAGAUUUUUCAUUGACUUUCACACAUUUUGUCAGAUUUUUCAUUGACUUUCACACAUUUUGGUCAUCUCUCGGUGGUCGGUUAAGCGGCAUGCCUCCAGAUUCAUGCUAAUUUUUAUGAGAAUUUUAAAAAAUGUAUUUGAAAGUAAUUAUUUUGAAGUGAACAAAUAAAGUAUUCUAACACGACCCGCAUUUUUCCCUAUUGAACAUAGAAGAACAGAAAGUGUGUGUUAUUAUGCAACAGAUGCACAGUUUGACAUUCUAUAUUUAGACAUGUGACGUAAUCAUUAUACACGUGACGUAACCACUAAAAAUCCGGCGCGCUGAAAAUAAGUACGGAAACAAAUCAGGCGCAAUUUUGCUUAACUAUCAAG
This is a messenger RNA of Ruditapes philippinarum (Manila clam), 2067 nucleotides long. RefSeq lists its product as uncharacterized. The transcript has 2 exons. The record is from RefSeq and is a predicted model, not a curated record. NCBI's taxonomy places the organism in Eukaryota, Metazoa, Mollusca, Bivalvia, Venerida, Veneridae. The coding region runs from base 26 to 976 and encodes 316 amino acids.